UAAAGCCAUCCCCCGCUGCCAUUCUGUCUCAUUGAUUUAGGCUACUCUCUGUUGAAAACUGAAUGACAGAACAGGAUGCAGCAGUGCUUCUUCUGUAUUAUUCAGUAACUCCCACAACUGCCAGAGAAGCAAUCUCUCCUGUCAAAAAUCAAUCCAGGAUUCUGGAUUAGUGAUUUACUGGUGUGAAAUAUUUACAACUGCACUUAAAUGCUCCUGGAGUAAAGGAGCUGAUGUGGACCCAGACUCAGAACAAUCCCCUACAACACCGCUGCAACGGGGGAGACACUAGAUGGAGUGCCUAAAAGGCCGUCUUUUGUUUUGUAUUGGUCUGUCAGCUGGACCAGAGCUGGAGCCAUUCAUGCUUGUUGGCCCCGAGUGAAAAAAGAAAGAGAAGAUAAAGAGGAGACCCCCCCCCUUCUCCUAACACUCUCUUUAUUUGUUCUGUCAUGUCUCUCUCUUUCUCUCCUCGUCUCCCUCUUUCUGUCUUGUUUGACCCACAUAGCUAGUUUGCACAGCAGUCUGACUGUGGCCCUGUUUGUCUCUUACCUCCCCGUGUUAAAGCCUUUGGCACUUUGUCUUAGCGCUGGAUUAAUGCUGAACUGGACAAGGCACUACCCCUCCCUCAACAACACACACAAACACACCCCGUCUCUCUUGAGUAGCUCUACACACUCAUCUCUUGUUCUGCCCCCCCAUGUUUCUCUUUCUUCUUCCUUCUGGCGAAUCUUUUCACUGAGGUGGGGAGAAAAGGGGAGAGAGUGAAAGAGUGCAAUCCAGACACUCCAAGCCCUGCAUGCUCAGACAGGCAGGCCAAUAUUCCCCCAGCAGAUUCCUGGCAUGCCAUAGUAACCUGCUGGAUCCUCUUUCAAACCGUCAGACCCCUUCAGAGUAGAGGAUGUCCGCAGAUGCAUUUGGAGCCGGGGGCAGCGAUGCCCAGCAAACCCUGCAGUCCUUCUGGCCUCGUGUCAUGGAGGAGAUCAGGAACCUGACUGUGAAGGAUUUCCGCGUGCAGGAGCUGCCUCUUGCUCGAAUCAAGAAAAUCAUGAAGCUGGAUGAGGAUGUCAAGAUGAUCAGUGCAGAGGCUCCGGUCCUGUUUGCCAAGGCAGCUCAGAUCUUCAUCACAGAGCUCACCCUCAGAGCAUGGAUCCACACCGAGGACAAUAAGAGACGCACGCUACAGAGGAACGACAUCGCUAUGGCAAUAACAAAGUUUGACCAGUUUGACUUCCUGAUCGACAUUGUGCCGCGGGAUGACCUGAAGCCGCCUAAACGACAGGAGGAGAUGCGCCAGUCGGUUGCCCCAGCAGAGCCAGUGCAGUACUACUUCACUUUGGCCCAGCAGCCUGGAGCUGUACAGGUGCAGGGCACACAACAGGGCCAGCAGCCAGGUGCACAAACAGCCACGACCAUCCAGCCUGGACAGAUCAUCAUCGCUCAGUCACAGCAAGGACAGAUGCUGCAAGGUGCCACCAUGCAGCAGUUACAGCAAGUGCAGGUGCAGUCACAGGGCACACCCAUCACGAGUGCACCUGUGGCCAUGCAGGUGAGUGAGGGCCAGCAGGUACAGAUUGUCCAAGCUGCCCAGGGUCAAGCCCAGACAGCUCAACCCCAAGGCCAGACCAUGCAGGUCAUGCAGCAGAUCAUCACCAACACAGGAGAGAUCCAGCAAAUCCCGGUGCAGCUAAACACGGGCCAGCUACAAUACAUCCGUCUAGCUCAGCCUGUGUCUGGAGCACAAGUGGUCCAAGGACAGAUUCAGACUCUUGCCAACACCCAGCAGAUCACACAGGCAGAGGUACAGCAAGGACAGCAGCAGUUCAACCAGUUUACUGAUGGACAGCAGUUGUAUCAGAUCCAGCAGGUGACAAUGCCAGCAGGACAGGAGCUGACCCAACCGAUGUUCAUUCAGUCCACAAACCAGACAGCUGACGCACAGGUCACGCAGGUCAGCACUGAAUGAGCCCAACCAGGAACCUUUUUCUCCACACACACAACACGCAUACCAGCCCAUGUGAUGCCGACAGAUGCCACCGACUUCGUCAAGGGACUCUUGAUAAACUUGAUUUCAAGCACUGCUCAUGUAGAUGGGGCACCUGAAAUCUUGUGAUAAAUUUAGUGCACUGGUUAAAAAAAAGGGACACUGAUUGACUCUAAAAAUUACACGUUAAGUUGCAUCCAUGCUUUGAACUUUCUGUACUUGUUACCCACAUCCACAGUGAAUAUAUGCAUCAACUGCCGCAGUCCCUGACACCAGUGUCUCCACAGACCAACUCUGUUUAUCAUCUCAUGUUUGAGCCUGAAACAUUUUUCAAACAUUAAGUUUGCUUUGUUCCUGUUGCCUUCCUUUCUGCUCUGUGUUUGGUAAUGAAUUGGAAAAGUGUUUGUCUCUCUACAUGACCUGCUCCUGGCAUAUCUGUGGCUCAAAGUGGCCAUGGGAUUCUUCACCUCCUGCUUUCUUUCUGGAAAAAUACAAAUCAUUCUCUCUUUAGUGUUUUCCAUGUAGUUUGACAGAUGAAAUGAAGCCAUAUACCUCAGAUAUCACUUUUUACAGCAAGUCAGUCAAAGAGAUUUUGAAAAGAGGUUAUAAGGUUCAGUGAAAAAUUCAUGUAUUUUCUCUUUUGUGUUGUGUUCCACAUUGACGACGAAGCAUGACUUUUUGUUUUAAGGGCUUCACACUGUAUAGGUUAACUGUGUGUGUGAGGGUGUGUGUGUUUGUAUUUCAAGCACACACCCCACAGUCAUCUUUACUAUUCCUUUCAUUUACUCUUCUUCACAACGCAGUCUUUAGAGCAGGGAAUCUCUUCUCUGCUUCUAUGCAGUUUUACACAUCCCUCUCUACUCGGGUGGAGUCUUGUGCCCUGGUUUAUGUCUCAUGUACAAACACAUGACUCCAUCUGGAGCAUAAAACAAAACACCCUUUUUAUAGAACUCUCCUUAUUCCCCAAUACAAGUGUUUUUCCUCUGGUUUUGAGAUGUUUUGCCUCAUAUCUUCCCCCUCAUUUUUUGUACAGUAAUGAUUAUUAUCAAUGUUGUUAUUGUUGUUUUUGCAUGUAGUUUAAACUGCCAGCAUGACAUGCAAUAGAUAGGUACAAUUUUAUUUUCGACGUUCCUUUUUGUAAACAAACUUUGUUUGUGAGAAAAAAAAUUAAAAAAGAUAACUUGUCUAAGA
This is a messenger RNA of Epinephelus fuscoguttatus (brown-marbled grouper), 3169 nucleotides long. It is a transcript of the gene nfyc, whose product is annotated as nuclear transcription factor Y, gamma. The coding region runs from base 896 to 1960 and encodes 354 amino acids. The transcript is spliced from 11 exons. Lineage: Eukaryota; Metazoa; Chordata; Actinopteri; Perciformes; Serranidae. The record is from RefSeq and is a predicted model, not a curated record. Gene Ontology annotation, cellular component: nucleus; CCAAT-binding factor complex. Gene Ontology annotation, biological process: regulation of DNA-templated transcription. Gene Ontology annotation, molecular function: DNA-binding transcription activator activity, RNA polymerase II-specific; DNA binding; protein heterodimerization activity.